AUGUCGCCGGUGAAGGUGUUCGGGCCGGCGAAGUCGACUUGCGUGGCUCGGGUGCUGAUAUGCUUGGAGGAGGUCGGCGCCGAGUACGAGCUGGUGCACGUCCACAUCCCCGCCGGCGAGCAGAAGAGCCCCGCGCAUGUCGCCCGCAACCCCUUCGGUCAGGUCCCAGCGUUCGAGGAUGGCGAUCUGGUUCUUUUCGAGUCGCGUGCAAUUUCCAAGUAUGUGCUUCGCAAACACGCAUCUGACUUGCUCAAAGAAAGCAGCCGUUUUCCAUCUACAAUGGUCGACGUUUGGCUCGACGUGGAGUCCCAAAAGUUUGACCCAAUCAUGUCAGUAAUCGCGUUCCAAUGCUUCAUUGUGCCUAUCUUCAUGGGAGGCACAACUGACCACAAGAUUGUGGAGGAGAGUCUGGAGAAACUGAAGGAUGUCUUCCAAGUUUACGAGGCACGUCUUUCUAAAUUCAAGUAUUUGGCUGGAGAUUUCAUCAGCCUGGCAGAUCUAAGCCAUUCACCUAUGCUACACUACCUGUUGGCUACACCUCACGCACCGGUGCUAAGUAGAUAUCCUCAUGUGAAGUCAUGGAUCUCUGGCAUAAUGGAUAGGCCGAGCGUGAAGAAGAUCACAUAGCUUAUCAAGGCAUCAUGAAAAGAGUAAAUUAUGUCGAUGCAUAUGGAUUGCCUUGUUCUAA
Messenger RNA from Lolium rigidum, 688 nucleotides. Its product is annotated as probable glutathione S-transferase GSTF1. The coding region runs from base 1 to 627 and encodes 208 amino acids. Gene Ontology annotation, molecular function: glutathione binding; glutathione transferase activity. Gene Ontology annotation, cellular component: cytoplasm. NCBI's taxonomy places the organism in Eukaryota, Viridiplantae, Streptophyta, Magnoliopsida, Poales, Poaceae. The record is from RefSeq and is a predicted model, not a curated record. The transcript is spliced from 4 exons.